Molecule: messenger RNA, 1674 nt
Organism: Protopterus annectens (West African lungfish)
Lineage: Eukaryota; Metazoa; Chordata; Ceratodontiformes; Protopteridae
Gene: GINS3
Product: GINS complex subunit 3
Exons: 3
Coding region: 208-858 (216 amino acids)
Biological process (GO): mitotic DNA replication initiation
Cellular component (GO): GINS complex
Source: RefSeq, a predicted model, not a curated record
CGAGUGCUGUAGGUUUCGCUGGAAGUGAUUGGUGUUUAAUUGAUGACGUAAACUCGGAAGCAAAAUGAUGUAUGAGUAUGAAUAAUUUUGCUGCAUUGAAAAUGGCGGUUAAUUUUGCUUUGCUGCUGGUUAACAGUGAGUGAGUUGCAUCUUCUGAUAGGGAGUUUGCAGGUUUUUUAUGGGUUAGUUUUGCGACUAGGUUAACCUAUGGCGCUGUGUAAUAGGGGUUCUGAGGCGUACAUGCCUGUGUCUGCAGGUUUGGGCUCCGAAGAAAAUUUCUUGUCUUUGGAAGAUAUUAUUAUGUCCCACGAGAAACUGCCGUGCCGUUUGGAGAUGACGUUACCCCGGCUUGGAUUUCUUGACAAGAGUGGCGAAAGUGACAGUAUUCCUGAGGGUACAAAGAUGGAGUUGCCUCUCUGGUUGGCCAAGGGACUGUAUGACAAAAAGCGAAAGAUUGUGUCUGUUGAGCUACCAAAAAUCUAUAAAGAGGGUUGGAGGACAGUCUUCAAUGCAGAUGCCAAUGUGGUUGACUUGCAUCGCUUAGGCCCUUACUACUAUUCGUUUGGUUGCCAGCUCCUGAACUUUGACAGUCCUGAGAACCCAGAGAUUGCACAGACCUUGUUACAGACAUUUGUUGGCCGUUUUCGCCGGAUCAUGGACUCUUCACAGAAUGCAUACAAUGAGGACACAUCAGGACUUGUUUCACGACUUGAUGAACUGGAGCGGAUUUUAUUCCAUGCAGGGCAAAAGGGAUUAAAUGAAUUUCAGAGGUGGGAAAAAGGUCAGGCAAGUCAGAUCACUGCUUCAAAUCUUGUUCAGAAUUACAAGAAGAGAAAAUUCCCUGAGGUGGAGGCAUAACUGAGCAGAAACCAGUCCAGCAAACCUGAGGUGGAGGCAUAACUUAGCAGAAACCAGUCCAGCAAACAGGUGUUCCUUAGGACAUCUGUUGGAAUUCUGAAAAGGUGACUCCCUUUGUCUUGAGGGAAGGGUUCGGCAUGUACCACCCAAGUAGCAAGUUGCAUAAUUGAGGAAACUGCCUACUUGCUUAGAAGUAACGAGACAAAAUCAAAUGUGUUACUAGCUGAAAGCUUUCAUGACCUUGCUUUUACAGAUUCAUUGUGCCAGUGUUCUGCACUUCAUAUACAUCGAACCACUGUUCAUUUAUUCGUUUGUAUAAUUACCUGGUAUCCACCAGAUGGCAGUCAUGUAGCCAGUUGCAGUCCAGCCCUCUCCUCUCCUCUCCACGGGGUGAGAGCUUUUUGUUCAUUAGCUCUCUCUUUAGGUUGGUGAGGAGUUGCAGCGUUGAGAUGAACAAAGCAGUUUGCAUCCUGCUUUCCUGAAAGUACUCUGCAAAAUGUUGACCUUUUUUGAAAAGUAUGCAGCCAAGGUGACUAUCAUGCGAUGCACUUUUUUUUUUUUUUUUUUUUUUUUAACUUCCAUUUUAUGAUCUUUGGUAGUGUUGUCAAGCUACUCAUAGAAAAUCCCCCCCCCCCCCUGCAGUAGUUUAAUCUUGAAAGUCGUGAUGCAUUUCCUUAAUGAGAAACACCAGUGGUUUGUAAUACUAUACUCUUGGCAGUUUUGUAUGAAUUUCCUUUUCUUGUAUGUGAAUUUGUCUUAUGCAAACCCUUCUGCUCACUGAAUUAAAAGGUACAUACAGAUUGCCACUUGUCUUUA